UGAUUUUAUUAAGAAAUAUUGGCAGAAACCUUUGUUUAGCUUCCAUUGUGGAUUGUAUCAAAGUUGUGAUCCGGAAGUACUUUUGAGUCGGUGGUGUUUUGUGUUAUCAAACUAUCAAAACUGGCAUAUCAAGAAAACAAUAUUCCAUAUUCCGAACAGUAAGUAUUAGGACAGGUCUAUCUUCAAACCUGGAAUCAAACCCAACAAGAUGUCCACAGCCACGGACACUAAAGCGUCUUCGGGCCCGGUCAUGUGUGAGGUGUGCGGGACCUACUUCGAGUCCCGCCGCGGCCUCUCCAGCCACGCCCGCCUGCACCUGCGCCAGCUGGGAGUGACCCUGUCGGAGACGAGCGGCGCUCCCAUCAGCCUCCUCUACCGCAUCGUCCAGGAGCGAGAUGGCUCCCUCCCCGACCAUCUCCUCACACCUCCCUUGUCCGCGACCACCUCGACGAAGAAAGUCACGGCCAAGGAAAAACGCUCCUCCUCUUCCUCCAAGCCCGUGGCGAAAGUCGCGACGCCGCCGAAACCAAAAACGGCUUCUCAGGGUUCCCCGGUGGCCGCAGCACUGAAAGGAUCUCCGCCCACCUCCUCGCCGCCCGCCACGAAGGCCAAUCCCCCGCCCAGCUCUGUCUCCCCCUUCCUCCUCCCCUCUCUGCCAAUCAAGGCCCUGGAAGCCAAAAUCACGGUCCCUAGGACGUCCACUCCCUCUGCCAAGCCACUCUGGGCUCCACAGGAGACCGACGCGCCCCUCACCUUGGCCAUGAACAGCAACGACGAGGUGCACGUGUGCCAGCUGUGCGGCGCCUGGUACGAGACGCGCAAGGGCCUCGCCAGCCACGCCCGUGCCCACCUGCGCCAGUUUGGCGUCACGGAGAACACGGAGACCAGGGGCGGGCCCAUAGAGCUCCUGCACCAGAUCAUGGACGCCGAGGACCUCAAGCCGAUAGGCAGUGGCGGGAAGCAGGACGCCCCGAACCAGCACACGCCCACGAAGUCGUCGGUGAAACGGCCCUCGGGUUCGUCGCCCGCGGGACAAGGCGCCACGCCCAAAGGGUCGCCCUCGUCCCCUCUGCCGCCGACGCGGAAACGGCCCAAGCUCUCUGGGAUGGAUGGAGGCCUCGCGCACGACUACAUGUUUAGUUCUGGCACUGCAGCACCAGCCAAGGUCUUCACCUGCAUCCUCUGCGGGGAGGAGUUUGAGAACCGCAAGGGCCUGGCCAGCCACUCACGCUCCCACCUUCGCCAGCUGGGCGUCACUGACCUCCUGGGGAAAGCCUCCGCCAUCGACACCGUCCAACAGCUAGUCAGCAGCGGCGUGUUAGCAGCCGCGAACCCCGUCGGCGCUAAAGCUAGCUCCCCGGCGCCUGCUCCGGCCCCUACCCCGGUUGGGUCCCCUGAGGGCCCCCCCAGAACUGAGGUCCGCGGGCCCCGGGCGAAGAAAGGCUCCAGGCUAGCCGUGCCCAAACCUGAGCCUGUGGAAGUCCAGGUGUCUGAUGUCGGGACUCUGGAUGAGCUGGAGGGUUGCAAGACUGUCUCUCCCUCUCAGCGGUGGUCAAGCCCUUCUGGUAGCACUCAGUCCCUCAAUACCUCAGCCUCCGACCUGUCGGCCAUCCCCAUAAUCCCCUGCGAGUUCUGCGGCCAGUUCUUCGACAGCCGCAAGGCCCUCUCCUGUCACGCUCGCUCCCACCUCCGCCAGCUGGGCGUCACCUGGUCCCUCAACGAGUCUCCCAUCGACACCCUCCAGGAGGUCAUGCUGAAGGGGGACGUCAAGAGGGAGCCCGUCCACGGCGGCCCCGGCCCGGCCUGGAUCCAGGCCUCGUGGGCCCCCCAGGUUCCCAAAAGGUCCCCAGACGGGCUCUCCUUGGAGCGGCCUUCCCCCAAGACGAUCACCCCUCCCCUAGACUUCUCCCUCAAGGAGAAGCCCUCUCCGGAUAAAAGCUCGGCCUCCCAUGCUGCGGCGGACGCGUGCUGCGAGCUGUGCGGCUUCGACUUUGAGAACCGCAAGGCGCUGGCCAGCCACGCACGCGCCCACCUGCGGCAGCUGGGCGUGGUGGAGAAGGGCGAGGGCGUGAAGGGCUCCCCCAUCGAGAUCCUCACCCAGUGGAUCCAGAGGGAGCCGGCCAAGGUGGCGGAGAUCACCCGGCGCUACCGCGUGGGAGACCUGUACAUCAAGAAGAGGCUGGCCCACCUCCCUCCUCCGUCGAUGAAAUCCGAGUCUGUACCCUCGGGUUCCCAGAAGGCCGUGGGGCUUCAGCUGGGGCGCCGGGCAGGCCGGGAGGUGGCGGGGGUCGCUGCGGGGUCGUCCAAAGCCUCCCAGGAGCGUUCCCACAACACACACAUGGGCCACAAGCACACACUGACACACAACCAAAUGCAGACCGGCCGGGGUGACCUCAACGUGCGCUCGCCUAGAGUACAUUCUUUUUUUCUCCAAUCUCCAGGUUUUGACCGGCGUCCUCUUAAGACGCCCGUCCACACGGAGGACGGAGAAGGGGACUCCAAUUCCCAGCAGCCCUCUCGGUCAGGAAACAUCCCCGCCCUGCUGCCUAGGCCCCCUCUCUCCCCCCUGGUCAAGUUGGUGGGCAAAGUCUACUCCCUCAAGUGCAGGUUCUGCGAGGAGGUGUUCCACGGGCCUCGCUCGGUCCAGGAGGACUGGAUCCGGCACCUCCAGAAGCACAUCCUGGACCUGAGCUACAACAAGCCCUCCCCGCCCCCCACGCCCAGCCAGGACCCCCAGCCCAUGGUCACGGGCCUGGUCCCGGUCUCUUCCCCCAUCCCAUCCACCUUGUCCCCGGUCCUCCUGGGCCCUCUGACCGUCUAGAACCCAUGGCCUCCUGGCACGAUGUGGGGACAGAGGCCACCACUAACGUUGUCACUCCUAACUUUUCAUUCUGAAAAGACGAUGAUUUUCCACUGAAACUGAUUGAUUUUAGUGUUGGCUCUCUCAAACCUUCUCAGGAAGAGAGUAUCUACUGUAAACUGGUGGAAAACAGGGCUAGCUGUGUGAAGGAAUUCACUUAAAUCAUCCUCUUAAAUUAUUGUGCACUCUAUCAUAUCUAUCAUGUUUUCCUGAAGAUAUCACUUUUUAAUUGAAGUUACAGCAAAAAAAAUAAUAAUACUCAAAAUACUUGAUAACACAUAAAUCACCGUAGGGCCUAUUUGUUUUGCUGUAGAACCUCCUGUAGUACCUCCAUAACUCCAUUAGGGGGCAUACCUGAGACAUAAUAGGGCACCUCCACUAACGAACACUCAGGAAUGAAGUUCCGUGGUCACAAUGGUAAUGUUUUUACAACAGUUUUCAACUGUAUCCAAAAGUGCACCGUUGCGUAGCAAGAGUGCAUUCCUUAACUUUUUUUAUUUAGCUGAUAUUGCACUUUGGGGGGGGGGGGUGGUAAUCAUGUAAUGCAUUAAUGAAUUUGAAUAGAGCAAUUUCAAUAUGCAGUAGUGAGUGAAAUUAUAUGGUGAUGGUCCAUAGAAGUGUAAUGCAGUCUAUCAUGGUCGUUGACUACAUUACUGUUGCCAUGGACUGCUUCUCAGAAACCUGCUAUUAUGAAACUGUAAAACAUACUGGAUUCCCAGAAGGAUGUAAAGUGUUGGAUUAUUUUCAUUACUCUACAGAAGUUUGUAAUCAGCUUUUUUAGGAUUUUAUGUCUUUUAAAUGUUAUCUAAUUAGCUUGGGAAAUAAAGAGUGGAUAUUUUACAACA
Molecule: messenger RNA, 3705 nt
Organism: Osmerus eperlanus (European smelt)
Lineage: Eukaryota; Metazoa; Chordata; Actinopteri; Osmeriformes; Osmeridae
Product: protein Wiz-like
Exons: 10
Coding region: 209-2821 (870 amino acids)
Biological process (GO): regulation of transcription by RNA polymerase II
Cellular component (GO): nucleus
Molecular function (GO): RNA polymerase II cis-regulatory region sequence-specific DNA binding; DNA-binding transcription factor activity, RNA polymerase II-specific
Source: RefSeq, a predicted model, not a curated record